AUGGCGACCUUUCUCGACAAUUCCUACAGCCUGGUGCAUUUGGACAACACCGCGGACCAGCCUAGUCAGCAGGAUCUGAAGACGCAGCUGGAGAAGGGCACAGAUGAGACUAAGCUGGACACAAUGCGGAGGAUCUUAACCGUAAUGCUGAAUGGCGAUCCUAUGCCCAACCUAUUGAUGCACAUCAUUCGCUUUGUGAUGCCCUCCAAGAGCAAGCCCCUGAAGAAAUUACUCUAUUUCUACUACGAGAUAUGCCCCAAGUUGGACGUCAACGGAAAGUUGAAGCAGGAGAUGAUCUUGGUGUGCAACGGAAUUCGGAAUGAUCUUCAGCAUCCCAAUGAGUUCGUCCGAGGAAACACUCUGCGGUUCCUGUCAAAACUUCGGGAACCUGAACUGAUCGAGCCUCUCCUCUCCGCUGCUCAAACAUGCCUUGACCACAGACAUGCCUAUGUGAGAAAGAACGCUGUCUGGGCGUUGGCUUCGGUCUACCAGCAUGCUCAGCACCUUAUUCCGGACGCUCCAGAGAUGCUUCACGUGUUCCUCGCCGGCGAAAGCGACACGACAUGCAAAAGAAACGCAUUUGCUGCGCUGAUGACCAUCAGUCAUGACAAAGCCUUGGAAUAUCUCACUGGUGUCUUGGAUGGAAUCCCCAACGCCGAUGAAUUGUUGCAACUGGUUGAGCUUGAAUUCAUCCGAAAAGAUGCGGUUCAAAAUCAGGCCAACAAGGCACGGUAUCUGCGAUUAAUCUUCGAUUUGCUGGAAGCCAAUACGAGUACGGUGAUCUACGAAGCAGCUACUUCUCUCACAUCCCUCACCAGCAACCCAGUGGCGGUGAAAGCAGCGGCCGGGAAAUUGAUUGAACUUAGCAUCAAAGAGGCGGACAACAACGUCAAGCUUAUCGUCCUUGAUCGGGUCGACCAACUACGAAGGCGGAACGGAGGUGUUCUUGACGAUCUGACCAUGGAAAUACUACGUGUCUUGUCUAGCCCCGAUCUUGACGUCCGACGAAAGGCCCUCGGCAUUGCACUGGAGAUGGUUUCGAGCAAAAACGUACAAGAAAUAGUCAUGCUCUUGAAGAAAGAGCUCAGUAAGACCGUGGUGGAACAGUAUGAGAAGAACUCGGAAUACCGACAACUUUUGAUUCAGUCUAUCCAUCAAUGCGCCAUCAAAUUCUCGGAAAUCGCCGCCAGCGUCGUCGAUGUCUUGAUGGACUUUAUUGUCGACUUCAACAACAGCUCGGCCGUGGAUGUUAUUUCAUUUGUCAAGGAAGUGGUGGAGAAAUUCCCCAAACUGAGAUCGUCGAUCGUGGAAAGAUUGGUGUCCACUUUGGGCGAAGUUCGAGCUGGAAAGGUAUAUCGUGGAUCCUUAUGGGUGAUUGGCGAAUACUCUUUGCAAGAGAACGACAUCAAGGAAGCCUGGAAGCGAAUCCGGGCAAGUCUUGGAGAGAUACCCAUCUUGGCUUCUGAACAACGAUUGCUGGAUGAACAGUCCAGGGAAGAUGGUGAACCAAAGGAGCAGGUCAAUGGUCAUGCAGCAGCUAAACCAGUCUCUAGUGGAUCACGAAAAAUUCUUGCUGAUGGGACGUACGCGACUGAGACGGCUCUGACCAGCGAUUCGGCGGCAAAAGCCCGAUUGGAGGCGGUCAAAGCAGCCCAGAAACCACCUUUGAGACAACUGAUCUUGGAUGGUGAUUAUUAUUUGGCCACGGUGCUCUCGUCCACACUGACCAAACUUGUCAUGCGACAUUCAGAAAUUUCCCCUGACCAGGCCCGAACCAAUGCUCUCCGCGCCGAAGCGAUGCUGAUCAUGAUUUCAAUUAUUCGGGUCGGACAAUCGGAUUUUGUAAAGGCACACAUUGACGAAGAUUCGGUUGACCGUAUCAUGUCCUGCGUGCGAGCAUUGGCAGAGUUCACGGAGCGGAAAGAGCUCGAGACGUCAUUCUUGGACGACACUCGAAAAGCAUUCAGAGCAAUGGUCCAGGCCGAAGAAAAGAAGCGUGCUGCUAAAGAAGCGGUCGAGAAAGCUAAGACGGCCGUCCAGGUGGACGAUGUCCUCUCGAUACGCCAAUUGGCGAAGAAAAGCGCCGGUGAUGGAACAGACGAGAUGGAGCUCGACUUGGAGAAAGCCACUGGAGGCGACACAUCUUUCGAGGAUCUUUCGUCGAAGCUCAGUCGUGUGGUGCAACUUACAGGGUUCUCAGAUCCCGUAUAUGCUGAGGCCUAUGUCAAGGUGCACCAGUUUGACAUUAUCCUGGACGUGCUGCUGGUGAACCAGACACACGAGACCCUUCAGAAUCUUUCUGUCGAGUUUGCGACGUUGGGCGACCUCAAAGUGGUAGAAAGGCCAACCACGCACAAUUUGGGACCGCAAGAUUUCCUCAACGUGCAAUCAACAAUCAAAGUAUCCAGUACCGAUACCGGUGUUAUUUUCGGCAAUGUUGUCUACGACUCACCGUCGGGAACUGAUACUCAUGUCGUGAUUCUGAACGAUGUCCAUGCAGAUAUCAUGGAUUAUAUUCAACCGGCGACUUGUUCCGAAUCAGCAUUCAGAACCAUGUGGACGGAAUUCGAAUGGGAGAACAAGGUUAAUAUCAACAGCACGGCGACGACCAAGACAUUACGGGAAUUCUUGGAUCGAUUAAUGAAGAGUACCAACAUGACUUGCCUGACGCCCGAUGCAGGAUUGAGGGGUGACUGUCAGUUCUUGAGUGCGAAUCUAUAUGCACGGAGUGUUUUUGGCGAGGAUGCAUUGGCCAAUCUUAGCGUCGAAAAGACGGCGGACAACUCGAUUGUAGGAUUCAUCCGGAUCCGGUCACGUUCACAAGGGCUGGCAUUGACCCAUCCCAUCUCGCACGCUCCGUCGCGUCUUCGCGACUUGUCUUCGUGCUCCAACCCCGAGAGCAUGGCUCCGUGGCUGCGGCUUGCAGCUCUCCCUUCGUCUCUUCUGGCUCUCAUCACCAACGCUGCGUUGCCGGUGUCGUCCCAGAAUCUGAACUGGCCGUACAAUCUUCCACCCGACUCGAAAUACCAUCCCGAAGAUGAAAUGCUGAUCAAGCGAGACAUUGACAUUCAGCAGAAGCUACAAAGGAAGCCCCUGGCUGGCGUGCGAAAAAUGAGCGGAGACCCCGGGGAAAAAUUCUAUCUGGACUACUGGAUCUUUGGGGAAGAGGAGGAGUUGAAUAGUUCCAUGAAUUCGGGCAAUGCAUCCUUGUUCAUCGCCUUGGACCAGCCUCUCCGAGGACAUACUCACCAACCAAGUCCGCGCCGGUUUGCUCGGUUCGUGAGAUUACCGGGUUGGCAUUUGUUUGAAAAGCGGGAUUUCCAAUGUCCCUCCGGCACGACGGCCUGCACCUCCAUCGACAGGCCCAACAGUUGUUGCUCAACUGGCUCCACAUGUCAAUUAGUACAGGAUACCGGAAUGGGUGAUGUCGGAUGUUGUCCGGACGGCCAGGUCUGUACGGACUCGCUUUCCACAUGCGAUUCAGGGUUUACUUCCUGCCCCGACGAUGGGGGCGGCUGUUGUCUUCCAGGGUACGCAUGCUUCGACGUCGGCUGCGUGCAAACGUCUACUGCUACUAUCUUGACCAAUCCGACACCCUCAACGACGACCGUCACGUCGUACACGACAAUAACACCCUCUAUCUCGACUCCCUCAUCCACGUCAAUCACUACGUCAGCAUCAACACCGAUCCCUUCUACUCUACCACCCGAGAUCUCCACUGUCACCAGAACCGUCACCGUCACUUCCUCAGCCCCGAGCAGCUCGACAUGCUCAUCGGGCUACCGGUCAUGCCCAGCCUCGCUCGGUGGAGGCUGCUGUCCAACGGAUCGCGAAUGUGGCUCCGCCAACUGUCCAGAAUCAACCUCCGCCACCCCGAUACCACCGGUUCGUCCAACAAGCUUGACCACGACGGUAGAGACCACCACCGCGCCUGCACCGACCACAAGCUCCAGCUCAACAUCCGUCAGCGGCUGCCCGACCGGUUUCUACGCUUGUAGCGCCUACUAUGUAGGCGGCUGCUGCCAAAUCGGACGGGACUGUGCGUCGACAUCCUGUCCCACCAGCGCCAGCACCACGCUCGUCGACUCCGGGACCCUCACGAUUGUGGCGCCCACGGGCAGCGGCAUCACCGCUCCCGGCACAUUGUUGACCGGCGCCUGUGCUCAAGGCUGGUCGACUUGCGCACCGGAUCUCGGCGGCGGCUGCUGUCCCUCUGGAUACCAGUGCGGCGUUGCCAGUUGCGCGGCGAGUGUCACGGGUGGUUCGAACGUAGGGAAAAUGCCUCCGAAUUCAGCGAGGAGAAGAUUCAACGUUGAGUCUUGGUUUUUGAUUCUUCUUCCGUGUUGUUUGGCCGGUUUGCUUUUGGGCUGUGUUGUAUUGUAA
Rhinocladiella mackenziei CBS 650.93 is the source of this 4383-nucleotide messenger RNA. RefSeq lists its product as uncharacterized. Gene Ontology annotation, biological process: intra-Golgi vesicle-mediated transport; intracellular protein transport; endoplasmic reticulum to Golgi vesicle-mediated transport. Gene Ontology annotation, molecular function: structural molecule activity. The transcript has 4 exons. Lineage: Eukaryota; Fungi; Ascomycota; Eurotiomycetes; Chaetothyriales; Herpotrichiellaceae. The record is from RefSeq and is a predicted model, not a curated record. Gene Ontology annotation, cellular component: COPI vesicle coat; cytoplasm. Bases 1 to 4383 code for a protein of 1460 amino acids.